Amoebophrya sp. A25 is the source of this 230-nucleotide messenger RNA. The record is from the annotation of a GenBank genome assembly. Lineage: Eukaryota; Dinophyceae; Syndiniales; Amoebophryaceae.
AUGGAGAAACUUACAGGUAGAAGAACCCCGCUCAGUGACGGAAAGACUCAAGGGUUUUCGAAAAUCGUUUCUGGGACGUCAACUAGUGCAUCUUCCUCCACCGCUGCUGCUGCUGCAAGUUUCCAGAAUUCCUCGACCGCGACCACUACUGGCACUACAUCUGCAACUUCUUUACCAUCUGAACAAGUAGAUCAACGUAAAGGUGAGGACCUCGCGGCAGUUUCAUGCGC